CCCCGCGCCCGCCCUUGCUAGCAGGCGCCUCCCGCCCCCCGCAUUGCUGAUGCUGCUGCUGGCCGACAUGGACGUGGUGAAUCAGCUGGUGGCUGGGGGCCAGUUCCGGGUGGUCAAGGAGCCCCUUGGCUUCGUGAAGGUGCUGCAAUGGGUCUUUGCCAUCUUCGCCUUUGCCACAUGCGGCAGUUACAGUGGGGAGCUACAGCUGAGUGUGGACUGUGCCAACAAGAGCAAGAGUGACCUCAACAUCGAGGUCGAAUUCGAGUACCCCUUCAGGCUGCACCAAGUGUACUUUGAUGCACCCACCUGCCAAGGGGACCCUAACAAAAUCUUCUUGGUGGGGGACUACUCCUCAUCAGCUGAAUUCUUUGUCACCGUGGCCGUGUUUGCCUUCCUCUACUCAAUGGGGGCUCUGGCCACCUACAUCUUCCUGCAAAACAAGUACCGAGAGAACAACAAAGGGCCCAUGCUGGACUUUCUGGCCACAGCAGUGUUUGCCUUCAUGUGGCUGGUUAGCUCAUCGGCCUGGGCCAAGGGGCUGUCAGACGUGAAGAUGGCCACUGACCCAGAGAACAUUAUCAAGGGGAUGACUGUCUGCCACCAGGCGGGGAAUACAUGCAAGGAGCUGAGGGACCCUGUGACCUCUGGCCUCAACACCUCAGUGGUGUUUGGCUUCCUGAACCUGGUGCUCUGGGUCGGCAACCUGUGGUUCGUGUUCAAGGAGACAGGCUGGGCCGCCCCAUUCCUGCGCGCUCCUCCCGGCGCCCCUGAAAAGCAACCGGCGCCCGGGGACGCCUACGGCGAGGCAGGCUACGGGCAGGGCCCCGGCGGGUACGGGCCCCAGGACUCCUACGGGCCCCAGGGCGGCUAUCAGCCUGACUACGGGCAGCCCGCCGGUGGCGGCGGCGGCUACGGGCCUCAGGGCGACUACGGGCAGCAAGGCUACGGCCCUCAGGGUGCGCCCACCUCCUUCUCCAAUCAGAUGUAGCCUGGUCAGUGCAGCCCGGGAGGACCCCAUGGUAGGCAAGAGCUCAGGAGAAGGCCUGCCCCCCCAACAUCCCACUCCUACACCCUGGUCUCCACCCCUCAAGCCAGGAGACCCUUAACUGUCUUUGCUGUUUAUAUAUAUAUAUAUUAUAUAUAAAUAUCUAUUUAUCUGUCUGAGCCCUGCCCCUACUCGACUCCCCUCAUGCAUUAGGGCCCAAUCUUGAAUGGACCCCUCUCUUACCCCUUCCCCUGCAUCCCUCGGCACCUCUCUGUUCCCUGGCCCUGUGCCCUGAGGUUGGGGGACUCUGAAAGGGGGUCAGGGAGGAGACAGAAGGCUGUGUGGGGAGGGUGGGUGUGACUUCAGACUCUCUCCCCUCUCUCUCUCUCCCUCUCAACUCUGGCCUCAAUUCCUCUAGCAAUGCCUGAACAGGGGCCAGUAGGAAAAAUUCAACCCUGAGCAGGGGAGAAAGGCAGAGACCAGAGGAGCUUUGGACCCAAGGUGUUCUUGGAGAGAGGCUCUGGAGUAGAGGAGACUAGUAAGCAGGGAGGUUGGAUUCCAGACAUACUGGAUCUGGAGUCUCAAGAAGAGGAGUCGCCUUAGAGCAUUCUGGAGUGGGGCUUGGAAGGAGGCUGAGGGUAUGGUUCUAGGAGGGGUGAAGCUUUGAGUGAGGCAGCAGGUGGGCCAGGAGUGGGCAGGGGUUGGAGUAGAACAGGGUUCUAUGGAAGGGAUGUGACUUGAGACCUGGGGACUGGGUUUGGAAGAGUGCUGAGGGCUUGGUUCUAGGAGUGGGAUGGGGCUUGAACCAGGCAGGAGGUGAGGCUCCAGGGGGGGUAGGUCUUGGAUUGGGACCAGAAUCGAUGACAGGGGUGUGGCUUGGAACAUUCAGGAGGCUGACUUUGAUUCUACAGGGGGCAGAUCUUGGGCAAGGCAAGAAGUGGGAUUCAGGAAUGGAUCAGACUUGAGAUGAGGUCGUGGUCUGGGUUCUAGAGGGUUCGCCCCAGGGCUUAGAGUGGGGCGUGCAUGGUGUUUUCAAAAGGGGCAGUCCCGCCCCGCAGUGGAGCAGUGAAGAAAGUAUGUUUUAGAGUAGGCAGGUUUG
Vicugna pacos (alpaca) is the source of this 2084-nucleotide messenger RNA. It is a transcript of the gene SYP, whose product is annotated as synaptophysin. Gene Ontology annotation, cellular component: synaptic vesicle; synaptic vesicle membrane; presynaptic active zone. Lineage: Eukaryota; Metazoa; Chordata; Mammalia; Artiodactyla; Camelidae. Gene Ontology annotation, biological process: regulation of neuronal synaptic plasticity. The record is from RefSeq and is a predicted model, not a curated record.